UGCUUCUACAAGCUGUCAACAGUCGUCAACCGAUUUCCAACGGAAUUUUUCAAGCGCGCCACACAACACUCGUGAUGCAGUUUGUUUUGUGAAUUGUUAACAGUCCCACGCUUUCUGAUCGACUGCUCUUUCUAUCCACACAGCCAAAAACCAGUGAAAAUGUCGCGAAGCGAUCGGGUUACGGAUCUGAUCAUGCAUUACUACAUGGAACACGGUCGCAACCGGGACCUGGAAAAGUAUCUACGCUUGCGGCGAGGGUCGAAUGUGACGCGUUCUUCCAGCGAUGGUAGUCUUCCGUGCUUGGAUGAGCUACAGCGUCGAACUGCAUGCCGUUCCGCCUGCGAUCAGUCCGAUGUUCGUAAAUCAAUGGAAAAUCUGUCCACGCUACGCAAAAAAGCGGAGCAGCAACAGCUUGAUGAAAGUGAAAAGUCGCUCCGCAAUGCGUCCGCCGAAAGUGCCAAAUCGAUGGCGAACAAAUCACCCGACAAAGUAGGCACUGGCGCUGGCAGCUCUACGGAUGCGAAGGGAGUGACAGUUAAAGAAACAAAAGUGGAACACAAGAGUGGAAGAAAUUUCAACUUUAAUCUAGAAUCGGUGAUUGAAAUUAAUCUUCCUCCACCGCCGACUAUCACGCUGGGUGUACCGACCACGUCAACAAUUGCACCGAUUACCUACACCCAACCGGAACCACUUGCACAAGUGCCAACGGCAGCAAAACAGCAAGUAUCACCGCGGAUCGUUGUUCAUGAGAAUAGUACGCAAACGGCCGCGGCGGAAGAUGAUCCCAUCCGGCCAGUGGUGAAAGCACACGUACCGGGAAACAUGGAGGAACCACUGGACAGUACCAAAGAUCUUUCACCCAGCAGCAGCAUUGCAUCGAACAAGCAAAGGCUGGAAUGGGAUUCGCUGGGUGACAUCGGGUAUGAUUCGAGCGAACGGUUACAAUUCUGUGGCGCAGCCGACCUGAACGAAACGGAGAAGCGUUGCCUUCAGCGGUACUUUGCCCGCAAAGGGCUUACGUUCGAUCGAAGCGUGAUUGUUGUACGGCAGAGAGAUGAAAAGGAAAAGAAACCCGCUCGUACCGGCGAGGACACGUCGAUCAUGCGAACCAAACCGGAAGCUCAAAGUACACCAAAACCACCACCAGCACAAUCGUCAGUACAACAGAUUAACCGGGAGGAAGCCAAAUCCACCCAAACGUCGCUUCACGCGCGAGGACGAGAAUCGCGAGGCAUACAAGUAACGCGACGGAACGAGGAAUUUUUCCAACGUCAAGACAAAGCCACCGGGACAACCGACAGCUACACGCUAGCUUCGGUAGAUGCCGCGGAAAGUUUCGAAUUCUUUUCACCUUCAGUGCCGGAAACGGAAAAUAAUACCCCUUCCGUAGCUGCUUCCGUUUCUACGCCGGUUCUUUCGUCAUCAAACACUUCCUCGUCUACGGCGAAUGAGGCCAGUUCCAGUAACCGUUCGAUGCGGCCCGCGUUUGACGACGAGGUAAAGCUCGGACUAACGCUGUACAAUUCGAUUUGUGAACUGAAGAGCAUGCCGACAGGUGUGAAGGAAAGUUUGAUCGAUAAAAUAUUUCGAAAGCUUUCUCGACACGAUCCGAAAAGAAGAACGCGGGAACAGCUGCUACAGGACUACGGGAAGGCUGUUAGGAGGCGAAUAGAGAAGGAGGAAGAGCUACAGGAUGAAGGCAGCUGUUCAAAGACAGUGGGAAAGGAGGAGACCAACGUGUACGACGAUGUGAGUCCUUGCACCGAGAAGGACGAAUCGGAAGACGGCAAUGCAAGUCCUCAGCUGGAUCGAAGUAUGGAUGUGGUAGAGGUGAUUGAAGAGACAAUAGAUCCGAUACCGGGUCCUGGUAGCGUUAAUGUGUCUGAAGGAUCGAUACAAGAGUCAUCUACCGGCUCGAACGAAGGGAAAAAUGAGCUGCAACAUUAUUCCUCAGGAGAAAUCGCUUCCCUAGAGAAUUCAUCCCAUCGCACCGUUUCCUCCCAGCCCAUAUCAGCUGGAACGACUAAGGAAAAUCUUCCUCGAAAGAUGUCCGCACCGGAACCAAGGGAUCGGCGCGUUCGUAAAGCUAUGCAGGAAUAUCUUAAGCCCAUGACGCACUCGGAAGUGGAGUAUGAGAAUUUCCGUCAGCUGCGACAACUGAACCAAGAACGUGCCAACGAUCCACAACUGGCAAAGAUUGAUCGAGAGAUCGAGCAGUUGCUGGUGAAGAAAAUGUUACUGCUUAAUGUGGGACCAACUGUUACGGCGGGUCCUACACUGCCUGUGAAGGAUAUGGCGCCUGCCCAUCCUCCUCCUCCUCCAGCAGUGCCCGUACCGCUUCCUAGCGAGCGUAGCGGAACGGUAUAUACAUCGGUACACGAACCAGUUUCAGCACACAGCAGCUCCAAAGAAAGCAACAGCUCGGCGUGGAAUUCACACUAUCACAUGGCAAAGGUGAUCAAGAAUCGUUCGAAGCUGGAAACGCCCACCGCCCUUACCUCGACACCGUCCGAUGUGAGCAUUCCUACCUUUAUUAAGCAAAAGAAGGACAAGUUUGUCGAAAACUAUGAUCAGGUUCGAACGCGCCGAGCGUUCGAGGAACAGAAUCACAUUUACACUCACCCGUACAGUAGCGGUGGGCAUCGAAGCGACCGAAGACAUCAGCACGAGAAGGAAAAUCAUGCAUUCCGUAAGGAUAGAUACGCGUUAAACAAACUGCCGAAAGGAAAAACCACCGACUGUAGGGCGAUGUCGUCCUCCAACAAUACCAUUCCGUCGCCGGAAUUCAUAUCCUCCGAUUCGAUAUCGAUACCGGUCGUUACGACUCUCACAAACACGACCACAACGCACCAUUACGAUAUCAAGUCUAGAAUGCCAUCACCUACGGCAACGAAAGGACGCACGGCCGGUACACAAACGACAGAUUCAAUCCUGCGCACCAAACCAAUUUUUGGAGAAAAGAAACAGAAACCCACCUGCGUAACGACGUCCGUACAGGUUCCAUCGACGGUUGGAAUUAAUGUGACGGCAGGACGCUUUCCGAUGGUCGAAUGUAACUGCCCCUGUGCACAUCGAGAUCAGAGACGUUCGGAAGUUGAAUUGAACAGUAAGCACGACGUUCCGCGACGAACGGAAAUCAUCAACGGCGGACGUCAGGACAAGCAGGCACAAACGAAACCAUCCUCCAUAGCGUACGUUAUUACCUUCGAAGGUACAUCGUCGGAGCGAAAGGGUCACAAGUCCCCGGUACCAUCAACGGUGUCAUCCUCCGAAAGUACAACCGAAAGCGAACCCGAAAACGGAAAGGACGACGAGUCAGAGAAGAUGCUCACACUGCGGGAACAGUUUCGCCGAUCGUGUCCUGCUACCCUUAGCCGGAUCGAGGAACGGCGUCAGUGUAUCAGCGAGCUGAACAAGCUACGCAGCAAGCGAAACCAGCAGCGCCAACGUUUGUUGCUGCUUACAUCGGAUGAUUCGUUGCGAAAGACGACCGCCCAGGGAAGAAGCCAGCUACCUUCGCCACCGUUAAGCCAGAGGCGUGUGUUUGCCUCGACACGUGCCAUCCGGGAGAAUACUCGCCGCCAGGUGCGCAAGCUGCCGGAAGUACAACGGAAGAAGGAAAUCGAGCGGAUCAACAAUUUAAAGCGAAAAAAUCGCAUUCUGAAGGAUGUGUACAAUAAGAACCUGCAACGAAAAGUACUGAAAGGACAGGUUGACCUAUCGAACAGUGUUCGAGUAAUUCAGGACUAACCAUGGAAGUAACGGGGUCGCGAGCCAGCGAUACAACAAUUUUAACAAAUAUUUUAAAUAAAGUUUAUGUAACUCGGUCAAUAAAGGUGUCACGAAGGAAGCGUUUAUUAGCUGCCAAGUAUGAA
This is a messenger RNA of Anopheles stephensi (Asian malaria mosquito), 3875 nucleotides long. RefSeq lists its product as uncharacterized. Lineage: Eukaryota; Metazoa; Arthropoda; Insecta; Diptera; Culicidae. The coding region runs from base 160 to 3750 and encodes 1196 amino acids. The transcript has 2 exons. The record is from RefSeq and is a predicted model, not a curated record.